Molecule: messenger RNA, 2613 nt
Organism: Photinus pyralis (common eastern firefly)
Lineage: Eukaryota; Metazoa; Arthropoda; Insecta; Coleoptera; Lampyridae
Product: transmembrane protein 272-like
Exons: 5
Coding region: 919-1611 (230 amino acids)
Source: RefSeq, a predicted model, not a curated record
CCCUAGCAGUACAGCAAUUAAAAUCGAAAUGCCUACAAUCACAGUUGGUAGUGUAGGUACAUGAUGCGCUCAUUUUACCUUUGGCACGUUCUCUUAAAAAAUGGUAAACCGUCAACUUUAUCAAUUCGGAAAGUAUUAUUGCGAGCUGUACGUAUAUGUCGAUUGUGCUUUUUGGCGUUUUAAUCAUUCCUCCGUAUUUCACAGAUUGUAUUGUUACACUCCAUGUAGCGUACAGUAAAUAAUAAUAAAUGUUAAUGUACAUUAUUAAAUCUAUCAUUAAGACGUCCAUUUGAAUAAGCUAAGGGUGACAAAUUUUAUUGAUUAUUUUAAUGCAAACCUUUCCUUAAAUUUAUUGAUCAUGCAAAACUGGGCAAAUUUAUGAAUAGGUGGGCGUUCAAAAUUCGUUUUUUUUGUGUAAAUUAAUAAAAAUAAAUAUAUAUUGAUUGCCAUGUAACAUGGGAUUAUUGCUGGGGUAACACAUUUAUACAAAGACUAUUUCUAUUGCAAGAAUCGGUACUUUACAUAGGAUAAAUAAAUAAAUACAAGAGAAAAUGAAACUAAUAAAUAAACUAUUUCAUUAAAUAAAUUAUAUUACAUUUUCAAAAACAAACAAUGAGUGCUUUUACUCCAACGAUAAUUGCGGUUUUAUUCCAAGUUCAAAUCAUAACUUUUGUUACAUCCUAUACAUCGUACAUUUUCUCCUUGACAUUUCGCCGGUAGAUGUCGGCGCCUUUCUCGAAGAACAUAACCUCAACAUUAGUAUAAAAGUCAAAAGAAGAUAUUGAUUUUCAUUUUAAACAGAAUUAUGCCAUUUUUGUUUAUAACAAAUUCAAGAAGCGUUAUUCUCACAUUUCAUAAAAUACAUUACGCUUAAUUGAGAACAAACAUUGUGAAUGUUAAUGAAACAUAUCCGUCCAGAUGUCUGGCGGAGAGAACCCACCAAACGGUGCACCCCCUUUUCACCAUAACUUUUUUAAUACCGACUUACCUUCCAACGAAAGAGGCGAACCUCCGACUUACGAGGAGGCCAUCGAUCCUAACGCACCUCCUCCGUCGUACGACUCGUUGUUCGGAAGGGUGAGAGAAGCGCAAAGGACUAGUAAAGGCGUCUUUGAGUUUCUUAAGAAUAUUUUAAUUAUACUGUUAGGAACGAUUGGGUGCACGAUAAUAUUAGGCGUUACUAUUGUCAUUCCAAUAUGCAUGAUUGUUAUGGGAUCAAUCUACCUUUACGAAUGUCCGCAAGGGGAGUACAUACCGAUAUAUUUACUUGUCGGAGGUAUUUUCGGCAUUUUAAAACAGUUACUUCAUCUAUCGUCUCGGGUUCGCCAAACCAACACGGAGAGGGAAGAAGAACAGCUACGACAAUCUCCAAUGCAAACCUUCCUCAACUGUUUCAUGCUGGGCUGGUUCAUUAUCGGUUCCGUGUGGGUUUACAAGGAGUUCGAGCCAAAUUAUGAUCCAAAUGCGUUCGACGGUAGGUUUUGUAAUAAGAGUUUAUAUUUAUUCGCAUUCUGGCUGAUAACGUCGGUGUAUAUUUUGUUAGGCAUUAUCUCGGUAUGCUUAUGUUCGUUAAGUAUUGCAAGCGUUGUAUUUAAUAGUGACAGGUGUUAAGGUAUUUAUGAUAGACCAUUACGGGACAUUCAAUUUAAUAUGGUGAGCAUACAGGGUGUCCUGUUUGAAGGGAUUUAGAUGGGGAUGUUGUUGGAACACGGCACAAGAGAAUGUAGCACAAAUAUUUUCGAUUAUACUUUCUUUUUGUAAAGCUGUAAUUGUAUUAUAAAUGCACAGUAUUUGCUAAUGAUUGAAUCGUGUUGGAACAUUUAAUUAUAUAGAGCCUUCCAUUAAAAAUUGUCAGGCUAGUGCAGGCUCCAUCUUUACCGCUUUUUGAAGUUAAUGGUCAAUGUCAUUGAUUGUUAAUUACUACUAUCCAACACAUGGCAGAGAAUAACGUCCUACUAACAUAAGGCAUAGAGCUGUGCAACGUUCAAUGUCAUAGAAUCCUAGUUUGACCUUUUAUACCUGAUAAGAGACUGAAAUUAUCUUUUUAUUUAAAAACAAUCCCCUUACUGAGGCUAGAAUCUGAGACAUUCCACUUUUAAGAUUAUUCUAACAUUUAGAAUUAAUCUUACAUUUCUUUUGAACAAUUCAAUGCAUAUUUUGUUUCUAAGUCCGUCGUGCGACAAACCAAACAUGAUGUGUUGGCUGUAGGGCAUUUUAAAAUCUUUAGAGAGAAAUAUGUAGGACGAACAAUGUAUGAUUAUGUGAGGAAAUGUGUACCAAAAGUAGGUAUCAUUAUAACUUUGGCAUGAUUGCUUGUAAAACGAUCAUAAUCAACAAUUUAACAGUCACACAAGUUGCAUUACCUUUAGUAGACCAUCAUAUACAGGGUGGGCCAUUAGUGUGUGGGUGGAAGAUUGUAGGUUUAUUAACGCGCAUAUUUAAAAUUCAUUGUAGGGCAUGUUGAGGGACCCUUAAGGCUACAACCUAAAAAAAUGUUCCCCGAAAUUGUAAUUGGUAUACAGAGUGAUUUAUAUCAAAGUUGUAUUUCUUUAAAUAGAACGCCCUAUAUAUUAUUACAUAUUUCGAUUGCUUGGUCAAUUUUAGUGUGACUAU